Molecule: messenger RNA, 465 nt
Organism: Prunus armeniaca (apricot)
Lineage: Eukaryota; Viridiplantae; Streptophyta; Magnoliopsida; Rosales; Rosaceae
Source: the annotation of a GenBank genome assembly
AUGGACACCCAAGUAGUACCAGUGCAUAGUAGGGUUCAUCAACCAUGCGCAGCUUGCCGGAUGCUACGCCGAAGAUGUGACAGAAAUUGCUCACUUGCACCAUAUUUCCCAGGUGAGGAGAUUGAGAAGUUUGCUGGUGUGCAUAAAGUUUUUGGUGCUAGCAAUGUGAUCAAAAUGAUUCAGAUGGUGGAAGAGACAAGAAGGGAAGAUGCAGUGAAAGCUCUAGUGUAUGAAGCAAGAGCAAGGCUCAGAGACCCUGUUUAUGGCAGCACUGGAGCUAUUUUCCAUUUGCAGAAGAUGAUUGAAGAACUCAGAUCCCAAUUGGAAUCAAUAAGAUCUCAAGUCUUGGAGCUGCAACAACACAGAGAUCAGUUGUUGGGCAUUCUCAUGAACAAUGUUCAUUGCCUUGAAGAUGAUCUAUUCUCCACCAUGCAACAUGACCCAAUGUUUGGUGGUGACGUAUAA